AAUGUACAUACAUAUAUAUGUGCGUGUGAUUUAUCGCAAUUAUACUCGCGCCGAUCAAGGUCCGCUGCACCGGACGGCGAAAGGAUGAAGGCGUGAUCGGCAUUAACAACAACAUUUUAUUGGGUAUAACACGAAAAGCUGCUGCUGCUGCUUGUACGUUCAGUGUUUACAUUUUGCUGGUGCGAGCGCGAGCUCGGGAUCGAGAGACACGCGAAAGUAUAUAAAUAUUAAUGUUGUUUGCGGUGGGCUAUAAUGUUACUGAAACGAUCAUCGAUCAUCGCGGAACUGUCAGAUUACUAAGUGUCUACAAGUGUACCCGAGUGAAGAGGUUUUUCGUACCGCAGAAUUUUGCAAACACUUGUUAAGUUGGUUCGAUCAGCGAAAGCGGUGUUGAUACAUACACUUACUCUUUGUUGAAAUUUGGAAAAAGUUAAAUGGACUCGUGGAGCGGAGGAGGAGGAGACAUGGCACCGGAGUACGGGACCGAGAGCGCGACGAUCGACAUCGACGGCGACGAAAAGUUCCCCGCCACGCCGAAUCUGGCCCAGGAUUUGGGCUUCUGGAUGACGAGGCUACCCCAGAGGCUACGCUCGCUCCCGAUCGUGCAACUAGCCAUUCCUGGUUCCCACAACACGAUGACCUACACGAUCGAGCGCAACAACGACGUGGGCCCGGACGAGUCGAAGAUGAUCCGGACGCUUGGUCGUUACUUUGGGGUGGUCACGAAACCCGUGAUCUUCAACUGGUCGGUCAACCAGUACGAAAGCGUCAAGGACCAACUGGACGGGGGCAUACGCUACCUCGACCUGCGCGUCGCCACCAAGCCCAACGACGACAAGGUCUACUUCCUCCACGGUCUCUACGGCUCCGAGAUCGGCGAGCCGCUCCGCGAGGUCGCCAACUGGCUCGACGCCCACCCUCGGGAACUGGUCAUCCUCGACUUCCAGCACUUUUACGAUUUCGAGGAGGUGCGCCACCGCGGCUUGAUUGACCAGCUGCGAGCGAUCUUCCACCGCAAGAUGUGCCCGGUCAGCCACCACCAGAAGCUCGACCACACGUCCCUCGACUGGCUCGCCUCGGAGCGCUACCAGGCGCUGAUCGUCUACAGGAAUCCCAUUGCACGCGAGUACAGAGACCUAUGGCCCUCCGGGCUGUGGCCCACACCCUGGCCAAACACCGUGAGCACCUCGAAGCUCGUCGACUUCCUGGACGCGGGGCUCCGCGAGCGUAGCCGGGACACUGGCUUUGUUUCCCAGUGCCUGCUGACGCCCAGCACGGCUUACGUGGCCAGGCACAUCUGUGGUAGUCUGCACCGCGACCUGAGCGCCCAGUGCCGCAGAGCUAUCUUGCCCUGGCUGGAGCGCUGCUCGCCUGGCAGUGGGGGUCUCAACAUUGUCAUAACCGACUUCGUGUCCUUCGACCAGUUCUCUUUUUCCAAGCUCGUUGUCCAGCGCAACGCGUCACUACUCAAGCACAAGUCGUAACUCGUGAUCAUGCCUGAAACCCAUUUACAUUUUCUGUGCCGUCUACGAUCGAGUGGCUUGUCUUAGCUUUUGUACGAU
Molecule: messenger RNA, 1562 nt
Organism: Copidosoma floridanum
Lineage: Eukaryota; Metazoa; Arthropoda; Insecta; Hymenoptera; Encyrtidae
Product: PI-PLC X domain-containing protein 3
Biological process (GO): lipid metabolic process
Molecular function (GO): phosphoric diester hydrolase activity
Source: RefSeq, a predicted model, not a curated record